AUGUCCACGUCGUCCUCCUUCGACUCCAACGCACCAGCAACAAGACUCUUGUACUUAGCAGCGGCCUCGUGGUCGCUCUCCUCCGAGUCAGAAGCAAGAUACGCCUUGAAGUCCAUGUCGUCGAUCUCUUUCUGCGAAAACGCUCUUGAGGCCAUAGUCACUCGCUCCGCAGGAGUCUCGUCCCAAGUUAGCUUGACCUUCGAGUGCUGCAACGCGUCUGUGGUGAACGCAUUUGGUCUGUACUUGGCAGGGAUCUUCAGACACUCGUCGCGUGGGGCGUCGUCAAACGUCAUGUCUUCGGGAACAUACCGAAGAUCGAAAUGGUUCGCCGUCGACUCAUACUCUGUGCCGUCACAGCUCUCUUUCUUGGCAGCCUUGGCCAUGUCCAGCUCGUCGUCGUCGUCCGAGUCGCUCUCCACCUUCUUUGAUUUGAAAAGCUCUUUUGGCGGACCCUCGAUCUCCUCCUGCUGCAUUCGCUGCUUGCCGUAUUCGGAAGGAUAUAUCGAAACAGACAGAAUCUUUCCGUCUUUUGGAACAAACCCAAUAAAGGUAGCAAACAAGUCUGCGGACGUUAUAUGGUCCCAGUCGAGAUUCACCACUGCAAACGUACUUGUAGGCUCUCCUUCUGGAACGCCCUCCUGGGCCUCCUCGUCAUCCUCCUCGUCUUCGCUGACAACCUCGCUGUCGCUGUCACUCUCCUCGGACUCGGAGUCCUCAGAAACCAGUCCUCUGGCCCGGUCGAGAACGCUCGUAGUGGUGUCGCUGGCCUCACUCUCACUCUCGCUCUCACUUUCGUCCUCCUUCUUGUAG
Messenger RNA from Ogataea philodendri, 810 nucleotides. RefSeq lists its product as uncharacterized. Lineage: Eukaryota; Fungi; Ascomycota; Pichiomycetes; Pichiales; Pichiaceae. The coding region runs from base 1 to 810 and encodes 269 amino acids. The transcript is spliced from 2 exons. The record is from RefSeq and is a predicted model, not a curated record.